CCAAUGACCACAGCUGCGGAGCUGGUGAAUGACAGACAAAUAACACGACUGUGUUCCUGCUUCUUGCAGCUGACGGCCCUUGGCUUCAGCAGCCAAACCUCAUGAUUGUGCGCCAGCUGGCCUGUAGAGGCUUAAUUAACUCUCACCUGCAUGCUCACCUGAAGAGGCCACGGGGGAGCCAAGACAUGGCCAGACCCAGUUCAGACCUGGCAGCAUUCAGGGAGAUUUUCUCCAAAGCCAACAAUAUAGCCAUCAUCACCGGAGCAGGGGUGAGUGCAGAGAGUGGAGUCCCCACCUUCAGAGGAGCAGGAGGCUACUGGAGAACAUGGCAAGCACAGAGACUUGCCACUCCAGAGGCCUUCUCCAGGAAUCCGUCUCUUGUUUGGGAGUUUUACCACUACCGCCGUGAGGUCAUGCUCACUAAAAAUCCCAACGCCGCCCACAUGGCCAUCGCAGAGUGUGAGGACCGACUGAGCAAACAGGGACGCCAAGUUACAGUCAUCACUCAGAAUAUUGACGAGCUCCACCGCCGCGCCGGAUCCGAAAACAUGCUGGAACUCCACGGGAGUCUGUUUAAAACACGCUGUAUGAGCUGCGGUCAUGAAGCCGCCAAUUACAAGAGCCCCAUCUGUGCCGCUCUGGAGGGCAAAGGGUAA
Molecule: messenger RNA, 656 nt
Organism: Plectropomus leopardus (leopard coralgrouper)
Lineage: Eukaryota; Metazoa; Chordata; Actinopteri; Perciformes; Serranidae
Source: RefSeq, a predicted model, not a curated record